Schizosaccharomyces japonicus yFS275 is the source of this 1176-nucleotide messenger RNA. Its product is annotated as GCN5-like N-acetyltransferase. The coding region runs from base 171 to 824 and encodes 217 amino acids. The record is from RefSeq and is a predicted model, not a curated record. NCBI's taxonomy places the organism in Eukaryota, Fungi, Ascomycota, Schizosaccharomycetes, Schizosaccharomycetales, Schizosaccharomycetaceae. Gene Ontology annotation, molecular function: acyltransferase activity, transferring groups other than amino-acyl groups; N-acetyltransferase activity; transferase activity. The transcript has 3 exons.
GCGUUAAACGAAACGUUACAGAAACAAGUUGUGCUAUGUGGGAAUACGGCAGACGAAGCACCUUCUUUUGCACUUUACUUGCAGCCAACGACACACACAGGAAAACAAUCUAGCUGUGUACGUGGAUUGGUAUCGUUUUGUCUUGAAGAAGUUAUUUUGAGGUGAAACUGAUGGAUAAUUCAAAUACGUGUGUGGAUUGCGGUGCUAUCGUUUUGGUACCUUAUCAAAUACGACAUGUUCCGACAUAUAAUGCAUGGAUGAAAAGCCCAGAGCUCCAAGAGUUAACAUGCUCGGAACCUUUUAGCUUGGAGGAAGAGUACAAAAUGCAGCGAUCAUGGUGCGAAGACGAUGACAAGUUCACGUUCAUUGUUAUGCACGACCCUUCAAAGCAAUUACAUCCUCCGGUCAUCUUAAAAGACAAGGUGCUAGACAUUGUCGAAGACACCAGCAAGAUGAUUGGAGAUGUUAACAUUUUUUUUCAAAAUGAAUUCGUCGAUGAAGACGACGAUGAUGCUGAUCCAACCAAACCUCCUAGCGACGAAACGAUUACUGUUGGCGAACUCGAACUCAUGAUCGCCAAACCUUUGAACCGUGGACACGGUUUUGGCACAGCCAUGGUUGGAGCCUUUCUGCACUACCUUGAGCAAAGUGGACUUGCUAAUGACAAGACAAUCGCCAAAUACCGAGUCAAGAUUGGCAGUUCAAAUGUCCCUAGUAUUCGCUUAUUCAAACACCACGGCUUUAAACAAGUGAAGUACAUUUCGUUCUUUGACCAAGUUGAAUUGGAGCGUAAACGUGACACAGCGCCCAAGGUGCGUUCUUAGACUGUAUGCAGCAGUUCACUAAUUAUUGUCUUCGACUCUUCUCCGAGCAUGCACAUACCGAUGUGCACAAACCAUCAAUACAUAAAGGUCAAGCCAAAUGCCGCAGCGAAACACAAACCACUCCUUUCACCAUACUGCCAAAACCAGCAAUACACCACAUUCCCACUCUCACUUGCACGUCUUGGUAGACCGAAUUUUUGUCUUUUAUUAGAACGACCUAAUGCUUCUUUCCAACCUCAGAAACAACGAGUCCUACACAGUUAGCACAAGCACACAACAGAAUGAGAAAAUACACACUGUAAACCCGUUUUAUUGCCGUCAAUGCUGCAGAAACGCGUUUCUGCUCAACACA